This is a messenger RNA of Chelmon rostratus (copperband butterflyfish), 3305 nucleotides long. RefSeq names its product protein kinase C, theta (gene prkcq). Bases 296 to 2455 code for a protein of 719 amino acids. The record is from RefSeq and is a predicted model, not a curated record. The transcript is spliced from 18 exons. NCBI's taxonomy places the organism in Eukaryota, Metazoa, Chordata, Actinopteri, Chaetodontiformes, Chaetodontidae. Gene Ontology annotation, biological process: intracellular signal transduction; peptidyl-serine phosphorylation. Gene Ontology annotation, molecular function: ATP binding; diacylglycerol-dependent serine/threonine kinase activity.
GAAAUGUUCAGAUGGAGAGCAGCUUCUGUCUGCGAGCGCUGAACUUCAGAGGUCUUUUACAGGUUGUUUAAAGCGUCAAGGGCGGAAAACAGCAAACCUCCUCCUCCUCCUCUGCCAGCCUAUCUUUCCUCUGGAGGAAAGGGGCCAGUGUGCUGCAGUGGAGGAAAGGUGGUUGACGGCGACACCGAACCCGUCUCCAAAAUCGGAGAAAUCUCAUCUCUCGAAACGGCUUGGCAAAGAAUCAUCGCAAGGUUUCCUGGAGGUUGUUUGGAUAGUUGAUUAAAACCCUGCAGCCAUGUCACCUUUCCUGCGGAUUGGCUUCUCCAACUUUGAGAUCGAUGCCGGUCUGGCCUACCAUGAGGAGGUGCUGAACCCGUACUGUGCUGUUCACAUGAAGGAGGCCAUCGACACAGAAAAGGGCCCAGUGUACAAGCAGAAGAAGCCCACCAUGUACCCCCCCUGGAGCACCACGUUCGAUGCCCACGUCCACCGCGGUCGCCUCAUGCACGUGAUGGUGAAGGACCGGACAGCAGAGCUGAAGUCUGAGGCUACGGUGGCUCUGGAUUUACUAGCAACACGAUGCAAGAAGGAGAACGGCAAGCUGGAGAUCUGGCUGGAGCUGAAGCCACAGGGCCGCCUGCGGAUGGAGGCCAGGUAUUAUCUGGAGAAAAGCGAUGCUGCAGGUCAGACUGAGGGGGACCCGGAGUCCGAACGGGAGAGGGAGGGUCUGUUCGCCCUCCACCAGAGGCGAGGCGCCAUCAAGCAGGCUAAAAUCCAUGUUGUCAAAUGUCACGAGUUCAGCGCCACGUUUUUCCCUCAACCGACCUUCUGCUCCGUCUGCAAAGAGUUUGUCUGGGGUCUCAACAAGCAGGGUUACCAGUGCAGACAAUGCAAUGCAGCUAUUCACAAAAAAUGCAUAGACAAAGUAAUCGCCAAAUGCACCGGUUCAGCCAUUAACAGCAAAGAAACGAUGAUCCACAAGGAGCGUUUCAAGAUCGACAUGCCCCACAGGUUUAAAGUCUACAACUACAAAAGUCCCACUUUCUGUGAACACUGUGGUACUCUGCUGUGGGGGCUCGCCAAGCAGGGGCUCAAAUGUGAGGAAUGUAGCAUGAACGUCCAUCAUAAAUGCCAGAAGAAAGUAGCCAACCUCUGUGGGGUCAACCAAAAACUGAUGGCUGAAGCUCUGGCCAUCAUCGAGAUUAAACAGCAGGCCAAAAGCACCAGAGAAACUGACAUUAUUGGUCGAGAAGGUCCAGUAGGUGUUGGCCAGCCGGGAAUGGUUCGAGGUCCAUCUGCGUUAGCAACGGGUGGACCGCCCACAUCUACACCUGGAAACAAAGAGUUGCAGGGUGUUUCGUGGGACGGACCAACUGAUGUCAGCAAGUCGAUCACUGAGGCGCUGACAGAAGAGGAGCCUCUGUACGCUGUUCCCAGGAAGGACCAUCAACCCAAAUUCACGGUUGAUGACUUCAUCCUACACAAGAUGCUCGGGAAGGGCAGCUUUGGCAAGGUGUUUCUAGCCGAGCUGAAAAAAAGCGGGCAGUUCUUUGCAGUGAAGGCUCUAAAAAAGGACGUGGUGCUGAUGGACGAUGACGUCGAGUGCACAAUGGUAGAAAGGAGGGUCCUGUCUUUAGCGUGGGAAAAUCCUUUCCUCACGCACCUGUACUGCACCUUCCAGACCAAGGAGAACCUCUUUUUUGUGAUGGAGUAUCUGAAUGGAGGAGAUCUUAUGUUCCACAUCCAGAACUGCCACAAGUUUGACUUGCACAGAGCCACCUUUUAUUCAGCUGAGAUCAUCUGUGGGCUACAGUUCCUGCACUCUAAAGGAAUCAUUUAUAGGGAUCUGAAGCUGGAUAAUGUGUUGCUUGACUCUGAGGGUCAUAUAAAGAUAGCAGACUUUGGAAUGUGUAAGGAGAACAUGCAGGAUGACUCGCGGACGUCCACUUUCUGUGGAACACCAGACUAUAUCGCUCCUGAGAUCCUGUUGGGUCAGAAGUACAACAGUUCAGUGGACUGGUGGUCAUUUGGAGUGCUGCUGUACGAGAUGCUGAUCGGUCAGUCACCGUUCCACGGCCGCGAUGAAGAGGAGCUGUUUCAGUCCAUACGAACAGACAACCCUCUCUAUCCCCGCUGGCUCACCAAAGAUGCCAAGGACAUUCUGGUCAAGUUGUUUGUGAGGGAGCCUGAGGAGCGCCUGGGAGUGAAGGGAAACAUCAGACACCACAAUUUCUUCAGCAGCACUGACUGGAAGGCCCUGGAAGAACGCCAGGUGGCUCCACCCUUCAGGCCAACUCUGACGUCACCCAGUGACUGCAGUAACUUUGACAAAGAGUUCAUCAAUGAGAAGCCCCGGCUGUCGUGUGCCGACCGGACACUCAUCAACAGCGUUGACCAGACAAUGUUUAGAAACUUCUCCUUCGUUAACCCGGGGAUGGCUCGCAUCACAUGCUGACCACCCGACCAGCAAGCUACUACCUACAAACACGGUACUCAGUCAUGACUGAAUCAAAGUGCAGAGACUUUAGACCGUGAAUGUCACAAAACUCAACUGUAUCCGUAAACAUGAUGAUAACCACUAAGGGUGUGUCCUGGGCAUAAUGCACAACUCAAUUGUAACGGGAUCUUUGCCACAUGUCUCUUCUGUUUCUCCAUACUACAAUUUCACAUUAAAAUAAAAAUAUUCACAAAAAACAUUGUGAAUAACAGCCGAGGAACAACAUGUCUGCACUGAGAUGAGGCAAGGAACAUAUACCAAGACCAUUUGCAUAAUAAUGAUCAAUUUACCUGAAGUCCAUUAUGAUGCUGCGCAUAUAAUUAGUUAAAUGUGUACAGGCAUCAGUCGUUCUCAUAGUGUAAAUCAUAACUCCAAGUCAAACAUAACCAACUCCUUCAGUCUAAAAGCAUACAAAUAAUGAUCUACAUAAUUCCCCCUUAAAGAAUUUAACCCCCUUAACCUUUGUGUUUAUCAAUAGAACAUGUAUUCUAGUUACCUUAUGGUGCCCCAUAAUACUUUAAGUACACUUCUUCAGGUAAAGAAAACUGAGAAAUUUAGUUACACCAAAUUCAAUAAUAAAUGGCCAGUUGUGUAAAUAAAUGUAAUGUAAUUCUGUCGAUAUACAGCAGUCAGUUGGAUGUAGAUCUGUUAAUGUGUAGCAGAGUUCAAUUACAGGGAUUUUGUUGUUGUGUGUUUUCUUGUCAUACCUCAGGAGUUACAUUGAUGCUGUUACUAGAUCCCUGCAUACUGUAAUUUUCAUUGUUCUCUUCAUUGUGAAUCAUGUUCAAUAAAAUGUGUGGUUUUUUUA